Molecule: messenger RNA, 4315 nt
Organism: Portunus trituberculatus (swimming crab)
Lineage: Eukaryota; Metazoa; Arthropoda; Malacostraca; Decapoda; Portunidae
Exons: 7
Coding region: 180-4016 (1278 amino acids)
Source: RefSeq, a predicted model, not a curated record
ACAACUGUGAGACACAAAGCCCUAAGAAUACUAAUGAUGGAAAAUUUGGGGCAUCCAAGGACAGCAAAAGAUUAAAGAAGUGGAAGCUAAGCAGAUUUAUCAAAACCAAAAAGACACUGCAAGAUGGGCAAGACCUUUGCAGAAAAAAACACAGAAAACCUUUAAGGACCCAGAAGAUAAUGAAAGUAAAAAAAAAUCAGGAGAUGGAACAACACAGAGACCAUUCAGAAACCUGGCCAGCAGUGAAAAGCACACAAGGUCAUAGACAGGAAGAACACAAAGAGGAUUUAAAGAUACACAAGACAGUUGGAAAUUUACAAGAUCUUUCGGAGAGAGGGCAGCACAAAGAAUAUUCAAAGCUGCUUGAGACAAAGGAAAACACUGAGGGAAAAGGAGAAAGUGGAGAGAAUUCAUUCAAAAGAUCUGAUCUUUCAAUAUCACAUCCAUUUAUUUCUACAAACUUUGAUACUAAUUUACAUAGUGACAAUAAUUUUUAUACUGAUGAGAAGCUAAUGAAAACAGCUCAUGUAGUCAUUCAAAGACGGUCAUUAGAGAAAAUGAUUCAAGAGGCAAAGGAGAAUCUGGGAAUGUGUAUCAAAAUUCCAAAAAUACUGAAGGUGAAAAGAAAUAGUAUGUUGGAUACCAAAAAGCUAAAGGAUCUAUUUUCUCUCAGUGACUCCAAUAAACCUGAUCUGAUAAAGCCCAGUAUGCUGAGGAGUAACAAAGAGUGUGUUGUUGUCAACCCCUUGUCUGUGGAAGAAGACAAUCACUGUGAACCAAGAGCAAGCAGCACACCAGACAUCCUCAGGUGCUUGGAAAAGAAGGAAGGGGAAAAAAGAAACCUAACUGAUGUCGGUGAAGCGAACAAUUGUCAAGCCACUUCUGGUAUUCUAAUGAAAGAGGCUCCUGGAAAUGAAAUGCCAAAUUCAAUGAUUAAAAGACAAAAGACUGCUGUUGGAGAGAACUGUUCUAUAUUGGCAGAAAAGGAAAAGACUGCUGUUGGAGAGAACUGUUCUAUAUUGGCAGAAAAGGAAAAGAAGGAUGGGAAUAUUGUAAGCAAAGGGGACACAAAAGAAUGUGGGGACAAUCCUCCCAGCUUGGAGAACACAACUGAAUCCUAUUCAGCAAACCAGAAAAAGGAACAGCCUCUACUAACCACAGAUUUAGACAAUUAUCUCUGCUCUGAACAGGCACAGGGAGUGAAGGAUAAGGGACUUUGCACUAUUGCCAAACAAGCAUCUGAAUUGAAGAAAGAUGUCUCUCUAGUUUCUGAUAGUAUACAGACAUUAGGACUUGAGAAAGACCAAGGUCUUUUCUUUCACCCGAAGCAUAGAUGGAAGCUGGCUUAUGACAGACAGAUGUUAAUUUCAAAUGAUGGAAAUCUUUUACACACAACUGCUCAAAAUACUGAUCUGCAGCACCAGCAUGAGAAACAAUAUUCUGGCAGUGAAGUGACACCCAGUAAGAAGAGAAAACUUAAAUGUGAAUGGUUUGAAGCUAUGGAAAAUUCCAGUAAAAGAUCCCAUUGGAUAGACUUACCAACUACCAAGGAAUAUUUGGAUGAAUCUGGCAGUCAGAUGAAGGGAGCAUCUGCUAUCAUGGCCAGGAGCAGUCUGGUGGCUUCAAUUGAUGACACAUCAGCAGGGAAGCUCAGAAGUGAGGACUCCAGAUCUGAAACUAUUCAUACUGGUGAGGACAUUGAAGUCUUGGGCAGCAGUACUGAACAGGACAGAAGCAAACACCAGCAACAAGCCAGUGAAGGAGAGUAUAUGUGUUUGCAGCAUUCAGAGUCCUCCCUUCGUGAGAGAGAAUCACAAGAGAGUCACCCUAGUGGUCAGUGCAGCGUGAGCCAGGACUGUCAGCACGAUUUUCCACAUUCCUGCCAAGGCCCAGGACAACCACAGCUUACAGAGUCUCAAACAGAUCUAAUGGAUAACUGCACGCCAUACCCAAGCUUGGUUAAAGGAAUUGCAUGUGAAACAGAUUUCUCUAUCAAGCCGAAAUUACCCCUUAAAACUGAGAAAGUUCCAGACCUCAUAUGUAGCAAAGGAGAUGAAGCAGAGCCAUGUGAAGGUCAAGCUCUUGAAGAUCCUGCUAGUUUGCAUCAAAAGGGUAAUACUUGGCUGAAGGAAUGUAAUAAGACAAAAGAAAGUCAGGAGCAAAAUACAGAUUGUGACUCAACCUCAGUAGCUUGUGCCUUUAGUGAAGUCUUUCCUAGAAUGAAUAGUUCCCAUGGUGAGCAGCAUGUUCCCCAGUCCAAGCAGGAUUCUGCAGAUCACAAUGUCGUAUCUGUAUUUGUCACCGAUGUGAAGACACCACCAAGAGGUCACUCCCCAAAUGGUGAGAAGUAUGAAUACAUCAGAAAAAAUAAUUCCCUUCAGGCCCUUCUGAUGGGAAGGAGUCAAAUGUCAGAGACUGAUUUACCUUGCCCCAAAGCCCUGGCAAGUAGGAUUAAAAGUAACUUAAAGAACUGCAUGUUAAGAGUACAUUCAUCUUUAAGGGAUGAUCCUCAAGGAUCAAAGCAUGAGUGCUUACCUGUCAUGCAAGCAUCAGUGACUACCUUCUUCUUAAUGACACAGAAUACUACCCAGCAACCUACUCAAAGUACCACUCAGAAGUCUGUGUCUACAGAGAAGAAAUCUUUAGGCAUUAAAAGAGUAUUGUUUGAAAGAAUUCUCAAGAAAAUGAAGCUCCAGCUUCUCAAGGAUGCCAGUAUGAAAAAUAACAUGGACCAGUCCUACAUAUCCAGUGGCCUCAAGAAGUUAUCCACCUUUAUUGAGAGCCAGGGGGCUUCAUCACUGCAGGUCACAGCCGUGCCAGACACCCAACAUACACCAGUGAUGAAAGAUGAUGGAAAAAGUCAUCAUCUCUCACCACAUGUUGCAAAAUCCUUAAUUACACAAGAAGUGGCUGAGCUAAAUCAUCCAUACAAGAUCAACAAUGUUCAACUUUUGUAUUUGGCUACUUGCAGGACUCAAGUUUCAGACUUACAUCAUGAGAAAAUUUUACAAAGUUCACAAGAGCAAGAAAUGGCAACCAGUUCUGAUGUUACUAUUCACUCCAUCCCACCCAAGACUGCACCAUAUUGUCUUCCUGUUCCUCUGAAUAACUGUCUGCCUCAGGAGACCCCUCUCCCAUCAGCUGCUUCUGAUGGUACCUGUACACAGCCUGACCACAGUAAGGACCCAGUAGGUAUUGAAAGGGCUGUGUUUGUGCCCAAUGAGCUGUACCAGCCCCUUUGGAAGGACAUGCCUCUUCAAGCACCCCUGAAUUGGAAAGAAGACUCAAAAUAUAUCCAUCUCUUCCAGGGAAAACAACAAGAUGUCAUAAAGCUGAAGUGUUUGCUGGUUGCCCGCAAGAAAUCUUACGGCACCCUUAAGGAAGUUGAGUUUUAUGGAGGCCACGUGUUGGUCCAUCACACUGUGCUUGACCAGCUGCUUGCCUCCCCUGACUUGCCCCAGCUGCGUGCUUCCUCCUUUGUAAGCUUUGGUGUGUAUAGAUCGCUAGGCCAAGUGCUGGAGGGCAAGGUUCCGGUGGCACUGGCUAACAAGUGCCUGCUGCUGGUGCAUCAUACAGCCCUCCUGGAUCCCAACACAGGUGUUGUGCUGCAGUCAGUCAGCAGCAGUGGACUCCAUCUGGCACUUGUUCCAGCCCAGACCCUGUACAUGUGUGCUUACUUACUUGGUUGGCAAUUGAGAACAGCUGCAGAUGAAAAAUUGAAAGAGACUUUGACACAGAAUCUCGUACAUUUCAAGAAGUGUGUUGAGAUGGGUGUGGGGCACAUCCUGGGUGGCAGCAGGGGCAGUGCCUGUGCCAUCCUCUCACCACAGUCUCCCAUCUCAGAGUACCUUGUGUGCCUCAGGACCAUUCACCGCUGCCUUGACUUUGCACAUCGCCACACUGCUGUUGUCGUAGGGGAAGGCGUGGAGAAGGUGUCAAGUUGCCACCAGCCGUCAAUAUACAGGUUAUGUGCUGCAAGGGAAGUACUGCAGGAGUUGCUGAAGGUCACCUCAUGAAAAGAACAUAGAAUAUUUCAGCCAGAUGUGGAUCAAAUACCAUCCAAUGUAUUGUAGAUACUCAUCGUCCAGUGCAUGUGUGGUGAGUGCUGUUUAUUAAUGGAUUAGCUAAAUAAUGGAAGAUGGAGCAUUUGAUAACCCAGAUGUGCUGUACUCCAUAGUUUUAUCAUUGUGUCUUUUCAGUUUUGGUUGUUCAUGGCUAAAGGGAAAGCUAGUGUGUGCUAUUUUUGUAUUUUAAUCUAUUAAGACACCCGGAAUCUUUAUAGAAUUAAAUCAGAUGUUGAAUCUAGGUGGAUGUU